Molecule: messenger RNA, 4306 nt
Organism: Sinocyclocheilus grahami
Lineage: Eukaryota; Metazoa; Chordata; Actinopteri; Cypriniformes; Cyprinidae
Product: protocadherin gamma-C5-like
Exons: 5
Coding region: 287-3190 (967 amino acids)
Biological process (GO): homophilic cell-cell adhesion
Cellular component (GO): plasma membrane
Molecular function (GO): calcium ion binding
Source: RefSeq, a predicted model, not a curated record
GUUUGACAGCAGGUGCUGAUGCUGCGCCUUUAAGAGGCAGUUCUCUUACUAUUGGUUAUUGCGAUUGUUCUCUGCACCAAUCACAUGCAAUGUUGUACAAAGAGAUCUACUCCCUCCCCCACUGACAUUACAACUUUCAGUUCAAGCGGAGAGGAGGGAUGUUAUAAUCUCUCCGAUAAGAUGGAUUCUAACAUAUUUUUGAGACAAAAUGGACAAGCGAAAUUGUCUUCUUGGUGGGAUCCCUAGUUUUUAUUAGAACGGUGAAUAGUCUGGAUAUACAAUCAAAAUGACAAAGAGGGUGGCAUUCAGAUGGUGGAGGCAUUAUUUGCUCUUCUUUUUUCUCUUUCUUCUUUUGUGGAGUACGACAGAAGGACAGACUCACUACUCAAUUCCCGAGGAAUUAAACGUGGGCGCUGUUGUUGGAAAUAUUGCAAAAGAUUUGGGUUUGAAAAUAUCUGAGCUGUAUGACCGUAAAUUACGAAUAGCUUCUGAAUCAGGUAAGCAGUAUUUCAGCGUGGAUUUACGAAGAGGAGAGAUUGUGGUUAAUGAGAAAAUCGACAGAGAGAUCCUUUGUGGAGAAAACGCAAAAUGUCUGUUGCCUCUGCAAAUCGUUAUUGAGGAUCCUUUACAACUUUACAAAGUGGAAGUCGACAUACAGGAUAUUAAUGACAAUUAUCCGCAUUUUCAAUCGAUGGACCGUGUUUUAAAAAUAGCAGAAUCCACUGUCCCUGGCAUGCGCUUUCCUUUAGAGAGCGCAGUAGACCCAGAUGUAGGCAGUAACUCUUUAAAAACGUACACUUUGAGUAAAGACGAAUGUUUCAGUUUAAAGAUAAAAGAUCUUGGAGAUGGGCGAAAGGUACCUGAAUUAGUCCUGGAGAAACCUCUGGACCGCGAGAAGAAACCGAUUCAUCAGCUGAUGUUAACUGCCUUAGACGGAGGAAACCCGGUUAGAUCAGGAACGUCUCAAAUUAAUGUCACUGUGCUGGAUAACAAUGACAACAACCCCGUAUUUGAGAAAAAUGUUUACAAAGCGGCUAUUUCUGAAAACACAAAAAAGGGCACGACGAUUAUUAAAGUUGAAGCAAAAGACUUGGACGAAGGUCCUAAUGGAAAGAUAAAAUAUUCUUUAGGAGAGCACACUUCUGAUGCUUUGCGCUCGUUAUUUCACAUUGAUGAGAAUACCGGGGAAAUUAUUCUAAACGGAGAGUUGGACUAUGAAACCACUCCUAUGUACAACAUUGAGAUUAAAGCCAGAGACAGAGGUGUCCCCGAAAUGGAGGGCCAUUGCACAGUUAAAAUAGAAGUAUCGGAUAUUAACGACAAUCCACCGCAGAUACUGCUUACGUCUAAACCGAGCCCUGUGCGAGAGGACGCGCCUAGCGGGACAGUUGUAGCGUUAAUAAGCGCACGGGACAUCGACUCUGGUGACAAUGGAAAUGUCAGUCUGCAGACACAGUCUGACCUUCCGUUUCUUUUAAAACCAUCUUUCUCAAACGAAUAUUCGUUGGUGACAAACGGUGUUUUAGACCGCGAAACGUUCUCUGAGUAUAACGUGGAAAUCACUGCAUUUGACUUAGGCUCGCCCCGUUUAAGUAGCAAAACAAUAAUUCCAGUUAAAAUUCUUGAUGUUAACGACAAUGCCCCAAAGUUUUCUGAAAACGUGUAUUAUGUGUACGUAAAAGAAAAUAACACUCCAGGCUAUAUUAUCUGUUCAGUAUCUGCUCAAGACGUUGAUGUCGGCGUAAAUGGUAAAAUAUCAUACUCUAUUGAGAACCCUAAAAAUUGGGAUACUCCAAUAUCCUCGUAUAUGUACAUAAACGCUGACAAUGGAAGCAUAUUUAGCAUGCAUUCGUUUGACUUCGAAAAAAUAAAAGUGUUUGAGGUCAUCGUUCAGGCUAAAGAUCAUGGUUCUCCAUCUUUAAGUAGUAACGCGACAGUUCAUGUGUUUAUUUUGGACCAUAACGACAAUGCACCUGCUGUCAUUUACCCGUCCACAUCCAUGGGGUCUGUCUCUCAUCAGAGGAUGCCCCGUUCUGCUAAAGCAGGACAUCUCGUUACUAAGGUAACAGCAGUGGACGCGGACUCGGGUCAUAACGCCUGGCUGUUCUACAGGCUCGCGGAGGCCACGGACGCGUCUCUGUUUAGUGUCAAUUUACAUACGGGAGAGGUGAGGACUAAACGCGCUGUUUCAGAGCACGACGACUCCUCUCAGAGACUGCUGAUAGAAAUAAAGGAUAAUGGAGAACCGAUCCAGUCCGCCACAGUCACAGUGGAUAUACUGAUGGAGGACGGCUUUCAUGAGCCCAUCUCAGACUAUAGAGAGAAAACUAUCGAGCCCAACAAGAAAACUGGCAAAAUAACAUUAUAUCUGAUCAUCUCUUUGGCUUCUGUGUCCUUGUUGUGUCUAUUGACGUUUUUCAUCUUACUGGUGAAAUGUGCGCGAGGCAGUAUAAGCUGCUGUAUCAGGAGGACAAACUCUGAAUACAAGAACCCCAACAGAAACCUGCAGAUCCAGCUCAACACUGACGGGCCCAUUAAGUAUGUGGAGGUUCUGGGAGGAGACAUGAUGUCUCAGAGUCAGUCCUUUGGCUCCUAUCUCUCUCCAAUGUCAGAAUUCAGUGAUCUCACCCUCGUUAAACCCAGCAGCACCACAAACUUUACAGACACACUAAACGUGCUUGACGCGUCAUUACCAGACAGCGCGUGGACGUUCGAGAGCCAACAGCAAAAGCCGCCUAAUGCUGACUGGCGAUUUCCCCCAAACCAGAGGCCUGGACCUAGCGGCCAACACAGGUUCCACACCCUGCAGCAGAGAUGGACUCCAUACGAGAAGUCCAGGGCUGGAGCUCGUCCUGAUGAGGCAGGUGCCAGCGCUGGUGUGAUCGCAGGAACAGGACCAUGGCCCAACCCCCCUACCGAAGCUGAACAGCUCCAGGCUCUGAUGGCAGCAGCGAACGAAGCAAGUGAAGCCACUGCAACUCUCGGCCCUCGCUACAAUCCACAGUACGGCCCAGACUACCGCCAGAACGUCUACAUCCCUGGCAGCACCGCCACCCUCACGGCCAACCCUCAGCAGCAGGUACCCCAGCAGGCCCUUCCCCCUCCCCAAGCCCUUCCUCCCGUCGAAGCCCCCAAGGCAGCUCAGACGCCCGCUAGCAAGAAGAAGCCUACUAAGAAAGACAAGAAGUAAGACAGAAGCGUGGAAGCACUAUAAGAGCUGCAGAAAUAUGUCGCCAGGAUCUGAGCAUCUCUCCUCAAAAAACUAGUCCACAGGUUUGGAUCUUUAGAUCUUUAGUCUUUAGAUUUAAUGUUCUUUUCUGUGAGGUUUUUAUUUGUUUGUUUUAGAUUUCCCUAUUUUUAUUGAUUGUAUUUUGAAUUGUAUUGCAAUAUCUUACUCAAUAACCCCAAAAAUCAAGCAUUUCCUGUUUUGUCGCUGAAACAAAGAAUGACUGAACAAGAGGAGAUGUGUUCAGAUUCCCGAAGCUCUUUCUCUGACAGAUAACACUGUCUUGUAAAUAGCAUUACUAAAACAAGAAGAAACUAUACAUUUCUUCUUUUAUUUUAUUUUUUUCCAAAUGUCAUGUUUCAGCCUUCUUUUUGUGUUUUUUUCAAAGCAAAGUAGAUGCUUCUUGUGGUUACAAAUUGAAACGCUGGUAGGCUUUUUAACAAUGUGCCACAACUCUCACCUUGACUGAAAAAAAAUAAAAAAAAAUUGAGCUGAACUAUGCAGUGAAAACAGGAUACUAAGAAAAAAAAAGGGCACAAGAAAGUAUAUUUAACUAUUUUUUUCGGAGUAAGAGAAUACAUUUGCGUUCGGUGAGACACUGUUGGCAUGGUUUUUAAAAAUAGAUUCAGUCUUCAUUAACUUCUUAAUAGUCAGUUAAGCAGAAACAAAAGUUAGGUUAACAACAUUUGACUAUUCUUUGCAUUUAUUUCCUGUUAGCUUGGUAUAAGAAUCCUGGAAAUGCAAGUAAUGUAAACGGUGUUGUUGAAGCUCAGAAAAGAGCUUCAACAACACCUCAGCCUUUGUAAGGUCAAGAUCAGAGAAAGAUUUAGUUCAAAGUGAAUGCACUAAGAGUUAAUGGGAAACUUGAAGUGAACCAAAAAGAAAGAAACAAAUAAUGAACAUGUGGAAAGACUAAUGACUAACUUAAGUGUUGUACUUGAAUGGAUCUUAGAUGGAAGGAUUCUGUCCAUUGUUCUGCACCAACCACCACCACCACAGUGUAUAUAAAAUGUGUAACCUGUCUGUACAAACAUUAGAGCCACAAGGGCUGGCUGUUACAGGAAUGUUUCAGUAUUUUUU